GCCUUGCCUCCCUCAUCUAAUUCUCUAGGAGACUUAGGGCCCCAACCCUCCUUCGGGCUGUUUAUCGUUGUGCCCGACCCACGGCACAUUGUGUGACUCUGACUUAAGAUUCUAACGCUGUGCAAGAGGGAAAAAAAAGUGGAGAAGGCUGGGCUGGACCACGGGAAAGAGAUAGGAAAACGGAUAGGAUUGUAAGGCACAGAGUCGGCUCGGCGUCCCUGGCACUUAGGAAGACAGGUCCCUGGAGGGGCCUUGGCUGGUCUCCGCUCGCGGGAGUUCUGCGGUGUCUUUCCCACUGUUAUCUGCAGGCUAGCCCGCUUCCUCUGCGCUCCGGAAAGCUGCGGCCCAGCGCAGACUAGUGAGGACCUCCACAGCUCCUGACGUUGCUAGGAGUCCUGUCGGCGUUUUCUCCCAGGCUCCGCCAUGCCGGCGGUGCUGGGUUUUGAAGGCAGCGCCAAUAAGAUUGGCGUGGGUGUGGUGCGGGAUGGCAAGGUGCUGGCGAACCCGCGGCGGACCUAUGUCACGCCUCCGGGCACAGGAUUCCUUCCAGGUGAUACAGCCAGGCAUCACCGAGCUGUUAUCCUAGACCUGCUGCAGGAGGCACUAACAGAGUCUGGAUUAACCUCCCAGGAUAUUGAUUGCAUUGCAUACACCAAGGGCCCUGGCAUGGGUGCCCCACUGGUUUCUGUGGCUGUUGUGGCCCGUACUGUGGCCCAACUGUGGAAUAAGCCAUUGGUGGGUGUGAACCACUGUAUAGGACACAUUGAGAUGGGCCGCCUCAUCACUGGAGCCACCAGCCCAACCGUGUUGUAUGUCAGUGGAGGAAAUACGCAGGUGAUUGCAUACUCGGAACAUCGUUACCGUAUCUUUGGGGAAACCAUCGAUAUUGCAGUGGGUAAUUGUCUGGAUCGUUUUGCUCGAGUGCUGAAGAUUUCUAAUGACCCAAGUCCAGGAUACAACAUUGAACAGAUGGCAAAGCGAGGCAAGAAGCUAGUUGAGCUGCCGUACACUGUAAAGGGGAUGGACGUCUCAUUCUCAGGGAUCCUGUCCUUCAUUGAGGAUGUAGCCCAUCGGAUGCUGGCCACAGGCGAGUGUACUCCUGAGGAUCUGUGUUUCUCCCUGCAGGAAACUGUGUUUGCAAUGCUGGUAGAGAUCACAGAGCGAGCCAUGGCACAUUGUGGCUCCCAGGAGGCCCUCAUUGUGGGAGGAGUGGGGUGUAAUGUGAGGCUACAGGAGAUGAUGGCGACAAUGUGCCAGGAACGUGGAGCCCGGCUUUUUGCUACAGAUGAGAGAUUCUGUAUUGACAAUGGAGCCAUGAUAGCCCAGGCUGGCUGGGAGAUGUUUCAGGCUGGACACAGGACCCCACUCAGUGAUUCUGGGGUUACACAGAGGUAUCGGACAGAUGAAGUAGAAGUGACCUGGAGGGACUAAUAAGAUUAACAGAAUCACAGUAGAUAGUUCCUUAAUUGGAACCCAAAGGACCCUGUGCCUCAAUCUCUAUCCUGAUGUCACGGGAGUCCUAGCAAAGCUAUAGAUUCCAAGCAAGGCUUGGGGUCCUUUAUGGAACCCCAAGAUGACUCAGCAAUAAAAUAUUUUUGGUUUUUUGGUUUUGUA
This is a messenger RNA of Piliocolobus tephrosceles (Ugandan red Colobus), 1614 nucleotides long. It is a transcript of the gene OSGEP, whose product is annotated as O-sialoglycoprotein endopeptidase. The transcript is spliced from 11 exons. The record is from RefSeq and is a predicted model, not a curated record. Gene Ontology annotation, cellular component: cytoplasm; EKC/KEOPS complex. Lineage: Eukaryota; Metazoa; Chordata; Mammalia; Primates; Cercopithecidae. Bases 424 to 1431 code for a protein of 335 amino acids. Gene Ontology annotation, biological process: tRNA threonylcarbamoyladenosine modification.